Messenger RNA from Caenorhabditis angaria, 5075 nucleotides. NCBI's taxonomy places the organism in Eukaryota, Metazoa, Nematoda, Chromadorea, Rhabditida, Rhabditidae. The record is from the annotation of a GenBank genome assembly.
AUGAAUUCCAAGAAGUCCAAGCAAAACCCGAAUUUUUCGUUUUGCCCAGAGUUGCCGAAAUGCAAAGAACCAAGGCAUUGCUGCAGUUUGUUCAGCACAACGGUAAGUUUUGAGAAGUUUUGAAUUUUGAAUUACAGUUGUAAAUUUUCAGACUAUUUUCAUCAUAUUAUCAAUAUUGCAUGUUAUUUGCACGAUUCCUCUUAUUGUUGUUUCGAUGUUCGAAAAGAAUGAGGUAAGAAUUAUCCGUUCAGGAGGUUUUUUGUUAAACAAUACGUUUUCAGGAUUUGAAAGAGUUUGGUGCGAUUGGAUUGAUUCUACUAUCAGCAUUUCUUGUAUUCACAUUCAUCUCAACCUAUGGAAUCAUUUCACAAAAACCUUGUUUCAUAAUACCUCAUUUUGUUUUUAUCGUAAGUUGCAAACUUUUCCGAGAUUUUCAAAAAAUCACAUUUUUUCCAGAUCCUCUUGAUUUUCUUGAUAAUUUCUCUUUCAAUUGCUGUCAAUAUUAUUUAUGCUAAUAUUUCCAUUCAAGAAAGUUGGCCUUUAUGGAUGAUUGUUGGAAUUAUCGUAUUUGUCAUGAGUUAUUAUGCAUACAUUGUAUUUUCACUUUACAAAUUCGUGAAGAACAAAAAAGAAACUGAACAAUUUAUCAGAAAUCAGAAUAUGUUUGAUGAUGUUUGUCGAGAAAUGCUUGAAGAAGAUGAAAUGUUAGAAAGGACACAAAUGGGAUAUUUUGAAGACGCGUGAGUUUUUGAAUAUUGAUUUAUGUAUUUACUUAUAAGUAAUAAUGAUCAUUAUUUUUCAGACAAUAUUCAUAUGAAUAUUAUGAAUCAUUUUGCUCAAGUGAAAGUGCAUCUCUACCAAUCACAACAUUUCAUCGUUCUUUUCACCCACGUGUUACUUUCUACGAUCCGGAGGAACCGUCUCUUUGAAUAAUUUUCGUCUACUAGUUUUAUCUUGUUGAAUAGCUAAUCUAUUAUCGAAUCCCGUGUUGAAUAAAUUAAUAUUUACUUUUUUCUGUCAAUUAAUUUGAAGAUGUUGAUUUGCAUCGUUAUGAGUACUGUGUCUAUUAUUUUUGUCUGCAAUUUCUGCAAACACCACAGGGUACUGUAGAUAAUGCACACAAUUUGACGCCAAUAUAUUUUCGUUUUUUACGCAAAUUCUGCUCUGAAAUUUCACUGUAUUUUUUUUUUUGCAAUUCGAGGGAGACGCAGACUUUAACGUGUGCAGACAAAUCUCUCGUCAAGAAAGGGAGAGAAAUAGUGUGUGGCAGACACACAUCGUGUCGAGACCAGCGAGUGUCUGCGUCUCCUCGAAAUUGCAUUUUUCUAUUAGAAAAAAACACAGUGAUUUGUUUGUUUUCGUAUUCUUACGUGACUUCUUCGAUUCCAAAUUCAUUUCCAGUAUUUAUAAAUAUGUUUCACUAUAUUUCUCGAAAACAAGGUCAGUUUUUUGUAAAAUAUAACUUCUCAGUUAUUGUAUUUCUAACUUGAUUCAAAAUAUACAACCCAAAGUUUCCCUUUUUCUUCCCAUUUUCGGAUUAAUAAAGUAUUCGUAGUUUCUCGUUUCUUCUUUUUUUGUUUGUUUUUCAUAGAAAAAUGAGUCACUGAAGCAAGUGUGCUCUAUCGCACUACAUGUUCAUUGCCUGCGUCUCCUCACUUUUUGAACAUUUUUGUGAUUUUUAAGCUUGAAAAAACAAGAAUUAUUGCUGAAAUUUAGUGAAUUACUGUUAUAACUCUAUUCAGGUUUACCCAUUUUUACUUUUACUCAUAGGAAUUCACAUUUUUCGCUCUUUUUGCUCGUUUAUAAAGCACAGAAAGUGUUUCGACAUAUUUGUUUCCAUUUUUGAAUUUUCAGAAAAAUGGAUUCACAAGGAAGAAAAGUGAUUGUUGUGGAUAAUGGAACCGGGUUUGUCAAAUGUGGGUAUGCAGGAACCAAUUUUCCCGCUCAUAUUUUCCCUUCAAUGGUUGGUCGACCAAUUGUAAGAAGUACUCAAAAAGUCGGGAAUAUUGAAAUAAAGGUAACCGUUAAUUUAGAUAUAGGAUUUAUUGAAACACCAAUAAUAUUUCAGGAUUUGAUGGUUGGUGAAGAAUGUUCUCAACUUCGUCAAAUGCUUGAUAUAAAUUAUCCAAUGGACAAUGGAAUUGUUAGAAAUUGGGAUGAUAUGGGACAUGUUUGGGAUCAUACAUUUGGCCCCGAAAAAUUGGAUAUUGAUCCAAAGGAUUGCAAAUUAUUGCUAACUGAACCUCCAUUGAAUCCAAAUAGUAAUCGCGAGAAAAUGUUCCAAGUUAUGUUCGAACAAUAUGGAUUCAAUUCGAUAUAUGUUGCUGUUCAGGUAAAAUUCAUUUGAAUUGUUCAGUUUUAAUAUAUAUUUUACAGGCUGUUCUUACUUUGUAUGCUCAAGGAUUGUUAACUGGUGUAGUUGUUGAUUCGGGUGAUGGUGUAACUCAUAUUUGCCCGGUUUAUGAAGGUUUUGCUCUUCAUCAUUUAACAAGACGAUUGGAUAUUGCUGGAAGAGAUAUUACAAAAUAUUUGAUCAAGGUAAAAAUUUAAAAGAUUGUGUUGAUUAAUGCAUUUUUUGUUCAGCUUCUUCUUCAACGUGGAUACAAUUUCAAUCAUUCAGCUGAUUUUGAAACUGUUCGACAAAUGAAAGAAAAAUUGUGUUAUAUUGCGUAUGAUGUUGAGCAAGAAGAAAAAUUGGCUCUCGAAACUACUGUUUUAUCACAACAGUAUACGGUGAGUUGUUAAAAAGCUAGACAACUCUUUCGGUUGACUGAGAUCAUCCAGAAGGUCUCAGAAGUUACCACAUAAUUUUCCUGAAUAAAUUCGAUUUUUCAGCUUCCGGAUGGUCGUGUUAUCCGAUUAGGUGGAGAACGAUUCGAAGCGCCAGAAAUUCUUUUCCAACCUCAUUUGAUAAAUGUCGAAAAAGCUGGAUUAUCUGAAUUGCUUUUCGGAUGUAUACAAGCAAGUGAUAUUGGUAAGAAUUAUUGAUUUCUUAGCAUAAUAGACUCAACAAUACAGGGUGGCCGUUAAUUACCCGCACAAAUGCAAUCUGGUCCCAAGUUUGAACAGUAAAUGUAGAUAUGAUUUCUGGUUUCAAAAAUUAUUCCCAGAUAUUGUGUUCAUCAUUUUAACAUAGAAUCUUGUCAUAUAAUUCGGUCUAAGGGUAGCUGGAAUAUCGGGAAUGAAUUUCAGAACUUCGCAUCAGGCACGCUGCUUUUUCUGAAUUAAUCGAGCUUUCUGUACCCAUAGGGAGUUUCAAAUUAUAUGUUACCGGUUCAGAAUUUCAAGAUAACCCCUAGACAUGCUUGAUUCUUGAUGGAAAUGAUAUACAAAAUUUUUGGAACAAGAAUAAGGAACAGUGAAGUGAACCCUUCAAAACGGAUUUUUCAACUCAAAAACUCAAUUUUUAUCAUUUAUCAUGUUCACCAUCGUGGUGUGAGAUAAAUCCAUGGUAUUUUCGAUGUUAAAUGUCACUAGUAGGCUCGGUUUGGCUAUGCAGAUCUCACAUUUCCCACACUUUGUAACAUUUUCCAUUUUGACCUCGUUUUAUGAAAUUUCUAUCAAAAAACGGUCAAUUUUAAAAACACGACCAGAAAUGAUCUAAAUAAUUUUUCAGAAGGUCUAAUCUCGAUAAAUUUCUUUUUUGAUACCAAAAAAACAUCAUUAAAUUCUGCUAUUAUUCUAAAAGUUCCGAAAUUGUUUCAAAUUUAUCACGCGAAGUAUGAAAAUCACUCGAAAAAAAAAGUAGCGUGCAAAAAAUCUUGUUUUUGCGUUUCAUACUGUCACGAAGAACCGCUCUAACUCGGCUCAAACAUGAAAAAUCACUAUGACACUUCGAUUAUUUACUUUAAAACAGGUAAAACUAAAUAAUUAUAAUUACGGUUACAAGUUUGGGACGUUUUGAUAAGAAUCUGAGCUGGUUCAACAAAAAUUUGGCUUGUGCGGGUAAUUAACGGCCACCCUGUAUUGAUUUUCAGACACUCGUCUCGAUUUCUACAAACACAUUGUUCUAUCCGGCGGUACUACAAUGUAUCCAGGACUUCCAAGUCGUUUAGAAAAGGAAUUGAAACAAUUGUAUUUGGAUCGAGUUUUACAUGGAAACACUGAUGCAUUCCAGGUAUUAUAGAUAGAGUUUUUUCAAAAUGAUAUCAGAAUUUGAAUAUUUUCUAGAAAUUCAAAAUCCGAAUCGAAGCUCCUCCAAGCCGUAAACAUAUGGUGUUUUUGGGUGGUGCUGUUUUGGCGAAUUUGAUGAAAGAUCGUGACCAAGAUUUUUGGGUUUCGAAAAAAGAUUAUGAAGAAGGAGGAAUUGCGAGAUGUAUGGCUAAAUUAGGAAUCAAAGCGUAAAAAAUGGAUAAACUUCGGUAUGUUGUUUUUUUUCACAUUUCAAAAUUCGAAUAUCAAAAAGAUCCGUUUCACGGGAGGAAGAUCUUAACUGUUUCUCAAUAUUUUCCAUGUUUUUCAAAGUAAUUUUAUAAAUUAAUAUUAAUUCUCCGAAUAAUUAGGCUAUGUUGAAGUUCUGUUUCUCUUCACAAAUAAAGUGUCAUUCUCAGAAUUCCAAAAAAUUUCCUGGUUGGCUGAUCAAAAACUUGUUUUUUGUCAUAGUUCCAUUUCCAGGAUACAAAAAAGUUUUGGUUUGACAUUUUUUUCAAUUUGAACAAAUAUUCAACUCUCUCCAAACAUUUAACUCCUGUCUUUUAUGAAAAUUUGACAAAAAAAAAUCGAAUUUUAAUGGCUCUCCUCCUAAAAUACUAUUGGAGUAUGAUUUCCAGAAUUUUCGAGCCCAUAUGUUUUUGAAUAGUUUUAUUUAUUUGUUUACAUUCUGUCUAUUUUAUUCGAGUUCAUCCAGUUACUUUUUCUGAAUUGGAAAAAAAGUUUUGUGAGAAGAAGAUUGAUCAUGUUUCAAAUUGUCAGAACAACUGUUUUCAGAUUUUUCAUUGAAUCCAAACUGAAACAUUAAUUUUUUUUCAUAUCUCCAGAACUUUUUGAAGUGUUUAUAAUGAUUCAAAGAAUUUAAUCAGUAUAUUUCAGAUUGCACUCACUUCCCAAUUUAUUUAUUGCUCGAAAAAAUCUAUUAA